Molecule: messenger RNA, 2581 nt
Organism: Erigeron canadensis
Lineage: Eukaryota; Viridiplantae; Streptophyta; Magnoliopsida; Asterales; Asteraceae
Product: protein transport protein SEC23
Exons: 14
Coding region: 107-2323 (738 amino acids)
Biological process (GO): endoplasmic reticulum to Golgi vesicle-mediated transport; COPII-coated vesicle cargo loading; intracellular protein transport
Cellular component (GO): COPII vesicle coat; endoplasmic reticulum exit site
Molecular function (GO): SNARE binding; zinc ion binding
Source: RefSeq, a predicted model, not a curated record
UGUAACGUCAAACCCAUCUAAAAACCUCAUUUCAAAUCACCACCACCAUCUCCGUCCCAAACACCCCCCAAAUCAACCAAUAUCAAAAUCCAAUCGCCACCACCAAAUGUCAAUACGCGCCACCGUACUCCGCUUCCCAUCGGAACCGGAAGCACAGGAAUCAUCAGGACUACCGUGGGGAGUAACGGUAACGCCGUUCGCAUCAAAAGAUGAAAACGGUAACGCUCCGGUGUACGGAUCCGGCGGUGAUUUGAUACCUAGGUGUGAAAACUGUUGGGCGUAUUAUAAUACUUACUGUGAUCAGGAACAGUGGGCUUGGUAUUGCUCUCUUUGCGGAACCAUAAACGGACUCUCUACCGAAACUAUUUCUCGUUAUUCGUCUUCCGUAUCGGCUCCCGAGAACGUCUCUUCUUUUAUCGACAUCGAAUUGCCUCUUGAAGGUUCUGAUGAGGAGGGGAUGCAAGCCAGACCGGUUUAUGUUGCCGCCAUUGAUUUGGCAUCCUCUGAAGAGUUUUUAGAACUUACGAAAAGUGGUUUGUUAGCGGCGUUGGAAGCUCUUAAGCCUGGUUCUCUUUUUGGGCUUGCUACAUUCAGCCACAAAUUGGGUUUGUAUGACGUGCAAGGACCUAUUCCCGUGGUGAAAAAUGUUUUCCUACCUGGGGAUGCUGAUGGAAGCCUAUCAUUUGAGCUUGAAGAUGCCAUGCCAUUGUUUUCGUUUUUGGCUCCAGUAGAAACUUGUAAGGAUCGAAUUGCAUCUGCCCUUGAAACGUUAAGGCCAACAUCAUCGUGGGGAGGUCCUGGUACAGCACAGGGAAUGGGAGGACGGGGCUUUGGGCUAGCGAUGGAAUCACUUAUUUCAUACCUCGGUUCUGAACAUGGCAACACUUAUGCGUUAGCCAGAAUCUUUGCUUUCCUAUCUGGACCUCCUGAUUUUGGACCUGGGCAGCUCGACACACAAAGAUAUGGUGAGCAAUAUGCUAGUAAAGGAGAGGAUGCUGAGCUGGCCUUACUUCCUGAACAGACACCAUUCUAUAAAGAUCUGGCUGCUGUCGCAGUUCAAGCAGGUGUUUGCAUAGACAUUUUUGCUGUUACAAAUGAGUACACAGAUUUGGCAUCCUUGAAGUUUCUUAGUAUAGAUAGCGGAGGCUCAUUGUUCCUGUACCCAAAUACUGAUGAUUCAACACUUCCUCAGGACAUGUAUCGUAUCUUAAGCCGCCCAUAUGCCUUUAAUUGUGUCAUGCGAUUGAGGACAUCCUCUGAAUUCAAACCUGGAAAUUCUUAUGGUCAUUUCUUCCCUGAUCCACAAUAUGAAAAUGUUCAGCAUGUUAUUUGCUGUGACUCAUAUGCUACAUAUGCAUAUGAUUUUGAUUUUGCAAAUAAUCAUGGGUUUUCCAGACACACAAAAGAGCUUCCUAUGAUACAGCUGGCUUUCCAGUACACUGUUGUGGUACCCCCAGAGGAACAUCUAACUCCUGGAUCAGGCCAGUCAAGUAGAUCGAAGUAUACCCUUAAAAGGCGACUGAGAAUUCGAACAAUGCAAUUUGGUGUUGCACAUAACUUCAAUGAGUUAUAUGACAGUGUUGAUCCCGAGGUCGUUCUUUCAAUACUGGUUCACAAGGUCAUUCUGUCAUCACUGAGUGAAGGAGUUAAAGAAGGCAGGAUGUUACUACAUGAUUGGCUUGUAAUCCUGACGGCCCAAUACAUCGAGGGAUGCAAGAAUGUUCCCAAUGAGUUUGGAAGUUCAACGGGCUCACUUAUUGAUGUCACAUUCUCUCAAUGUCCACAAUUACAGCCUUUACCGCGUCUAAUCUUUGCUUUGCUCCGAAACCCUCUUCUGCGCUUCCAUGCAGAAGGCAUUCACCCAGAUUAUCGGAUAUACCUUCAAUGCUUGUUCAGUGGACUUGAACCAAGUUCCCUUCACCGCGCAAUAUAUCCUCUGCUGUCAUCAUAUUCAACUCCAGAUAAACUAGCAUAUCCUCGCCAUUCUUUGAGCCGUGCCGCAUUGCUGACAAGUGAAAGUCCUAUAUUCUUUCUCGAUGCAUUCACAACUCUCAUUGUAUUUUAUUCAUCUACAGCUGACCCUGCCCUUCCGUAUCCUCCACCACAGGAUUGUUUAUUGAGAGCAACAAUAAAUAAGCUGAAGCAAGAGAGAAGCGUGACUCCUAGACUGACUUUUAUUAGAGGUGGUCAAGAAGAUGCCACACUGUUUGAGAGUUAUCUAAUUGAAGAACAGGAUGUUGAUGGAAGUGGAUUUGCAACGGUUAUGGGUUUUGUUUCCUUUCUCGAGGAGAUAGGUCAGAGUGUUCUAGAAUACAUGAAAUAGAAGUUUUGUACAUAUUGCAUCAGGGGUUGUAGGCUUUUGUAUUACACAUGAUAGUGAGUUAUUAUGCAAAGUGAAUCAUUUACAGAGCCUUUUUAUAGGUAUGUCUUUUCAGAUGAGUUUUAGUGUGUGUAAUAAGAGCUAAAUCUAACAAUUGCCCUCUCUUGUGUCUAGUAGUUAAAGAUCAUUAUCGAAACUAUACACAUUGCUGUUGUAAAAGUAACCACCAUUUUUCUUUGCCGGUAAAUGUUCUGCUAACAA